Letharia columbiana is the source of this 414-nucleotide messenger RNA. RefSeq lists its product as uncharacterized. Lineage: Eukaryota; Fungi; Ascomycota; Lecanoromycetes; Lecanorales; Parmeliaceae. The record is from RefSeq and is a predicted model, not a curated record. The transcript has a single exon. Bases 1 to 414 code for a protein of 137 amino acids.
AUGAUCGAUGCAUCCGGGCUGAACCCAAGUUGGGUGAUGGACCACAUCGAGGACUACCAUCUCGGAAACGACCACAUUGGCAGAUGGCAGCGUUACGUGAGGAGCUGCCGCUGGAAGGAACUCGCAGCAAAAUUUACCAACGACAUUCAGCAACUGGAGAAGAUCAACAGGACCAUCCACUCGAGCAACAGCAGGCGAUGCAACAUCAUGUUCAACAUCCAGAACACCACACGGCAAAUUUUCGCACGGCUAGAUGGAGCCCAAGACUUUGAACUGAGUGAAAAGGCAUUGAAGAUGGACGAGGGCUACGAGGGCACAUCGGCCUCAUCAUCGACAAAGUCAACGGUCAGCUCGGAUGAUUCGAGAGAUUUAGCAGAGCCAUUGGAGGAUGUGAGUCGUUGCAGGACAAUUUGA